ACAGAACCCCCCAAGCUCCAGCAACAUCACUCCCUCGUCCCAGGCCAAGAGCCAGAGGGUCUCCUGGGUCAUGCCCACCCACCGCACCAGGUGAGGGGGCAAGGGAACAGCACGGGUUGUGGCCGUUUUGGUUUCAAUUCCUGUACUGGCCGUGUGGACUGUGGAUUCAACCCCAUCUGUUGUUGACUGUGUCUGAGAAUGGAGCAUUUUUUUUUUUUUUUUGCAAUGUGUUUAUAUUGACACAUCUCAAUGUGUUGUUUCAGGUUGUCAUCUGGCGCCCUGCAAAAUGGACAUGGUAACAUCAUUUUCAUUACCAAAGCUUUCAUUUUCAUUUGGUUGUUCCAAGACCAUGACCACAUUGUUUGCAUGUAGGUACAGUAUUAGUUAGAUGGGACUGCUUUGUUUUGAUCUGUAACCUCUGACCCAUGCAGCCCAUAAGGAGGAGGGGGCAGGAGACCACUCUCACAUGAACGGCCAUGUUGACCUGAAGAGGAGCUGCCGAGUGAGGAAGAGCCAGUUUGAACACCUCAACCAGAGCCUGCUCUUUGACCAGCUCGUCAACAGGUAACACACACACGUUUGUUUUAUGAUCCUUGUGGGUACCAAACAAUUGAUUCCUAUUCAAAAUCCUAUUUUCCCUAACCCAAACCUCUUAACGCUAAUUCUAACCAUAACCCUAAUUGUAAACCUAAACCUAACCCCUAAGCCUAAAAUAGUAUUUUUCUUUGUGGGGACAGGCAAAAUGAAUUUUCCUUGUUUUAUUAUGGUAAUUCAUAUUAACAGAACAUGCAACGCUGUGCAGUCCUUCUUACCGAAUUCUGAUGUGUACUUUGAACAUGUUAGAAUAACUGUCCACAUGUACUUUUCCUCAGCUAACAUGACGAGUAACGAACAGCAAAAUCACUAGCCUAUGUCAAUCUACGAUAUUAGAAAAGUUUAGGCUACCUAUUCUAUUGGUCAGCUUGUCGAGAAAGAAAUAUUCCAAACAGACUCUGGGACAGUUGGGGGACGAUAUAUCCCAAAUCCAUCCAACCAGCAGGCCUCGGCUACAUUAAGGAAAAACUGUUCAAAAGCAAUGAGUUUGAUGGAACAGAUCAGAACAUUUAUCUUAAAAUGUUGAUAAAAUAUUAUUUCUUCACAUUAUAAGCUCAGCAAUACGCACAAGGCAGUAGACUAGGUGUGAGUGUUCAUUCUAUAAUGUAAUUAGAGGAAAAACACUGUUGUCAAAAGGGCCCUGCACAUGUGAGCAGUUUCAUGUGACAGAGAUGAAAAUAUCCAUUAGAAACGGUAUUCCAACUCGGGCCUCUUUCUAGAGCUCUGACUUUCCGGCCUGAAGAUCACUGACGUCAUGGUUUGACCUCGUACUUUUCAGAGUUCCUAUUUGUCUUGAAAGCACCACAAGAUGCUGCAGCUCUGGCACUGUCUGACAGAUUCUCCACUCAAAGGCUCUGUAUCUGUAUGCUGUACGCGUGUGAUAAAUAAGAUUCAUAACAAAUAUACUGUACACACGCUCCAAUUUCAUUCCACUAAAUUAUGCAGAUUAACCUAUAGACCGUUAAGCAUGACCAGUCAAAUGUAUUUCCAUCGACUGGUAUUUCCACCAAUCCAUAGGCUACAAAACAUCAUUUCGUAAUGGGAUUUUUUUUUCUUCUUCUUUCCAGACAAUCGGCCAGAGCCAAUUUUGUUUAUCGUCUUUUCGAUUUUUUUAUCAAACAUAAGCUGGCUAUUACCGGCUAACGGAAACACACACACACACCUCAACCAGAGGUCAACCAGAGGUCAACAUUUCUACCAGACAGGCUUCAUAGUCGAACUGAGCAUUUUGAAAGAUGUAAUAUUUGACAAAAUAAUGAAUGUGUAUGACGUGGUGGUGGAUCUGUAAAACAACGUGAAAACUGCUACGAGGUGGGCAGUAUGAAUCUCAUUGUUUAAUGGUUGGCAGACUGGUGAAAAGUGAUGGGUAGAUAUGAAGGUGUGUAACGUGAUGAACGGCUCAGCCUUACUGGUAGAACUUCGGUAAACUCAUUCAUAUGCAUCUGUGUUGGAUACUUACGAUGACGAUGUGUGUAUUGUCAGCACGGCGGAGGCAGUGCUUCAGGAGAUGGACAACAUCAGCAGCAUCAGACAGAACAGGGAGGUGGAGAGACUCCGCAUGUGGACUGACACUGAGGUGGUGAGUCUGCCAAUCAAUCUGUAUUAUUCCAUAAAUAAAAUGCACCAUGGCAACAUGAAAGUGGGUUGUUGGUGGACGUUAUGAAGGCAGGCCAGCUAGCUAAACCUGCGUUUCCUCCACUCCUGGUCUUCUAGGAAAACAUGGACAUGUAUUCUCGUGUGAAGAGGAGGAAGUCACUGCGCAGGAACACCUUUGGCAUGCAGGCUCACCACAAAGCCAUGAGCAAGACGGAGGAAGAGGAGGAGGAGGAGGAGGAAGAGGGUACUGAAGGUUUGACUUAGUUUGGAUUACUUGUAAAUCUGUGCAGAGACUGUGAGAACUGUAGUUUUGUCAUAGCGACAGGUCGGUGGCGCAGUGGUCUAAGGCACUGCAUCGCUGUGCUAGAGGCGUUGCUGCAAACCCGGGUUCGGUCCCAGGCUGUGUCGUGACCGGGAGACCCAUGAGGUGGCGCACAAUUGGCCCAGCGUCGUCCGGGUUAGGGGAGGGUUUAGCCUCUGUGAUGUCCCAGUCCUAUCGCGCACUAGACUCCUUGUGGUGGGCCGGGCGCAUGCACGCUGACUUCGUUCGCCAGUUGUACGGUGUUUCCUCUGAUACAUUGGUCCGGCUGGCUUCCGUGUUAAGUGAGCAGUGUGUCAAGAAGCAAUGCUUGGCAGGGUCGUGUUUCGGAGGACGCGUGGCUCUCGACCUUCGCCUCUCCCGAGUCUGUACGGGAGUUGCAGUGAUGUAACUACCAAUUGGAUAUCACGAAGUUGGUGAGUAAAAAGUACCCCCCCCACCCCCCAAAAAAAGUAUAUUUUUCUUGUUUACUUUGUCUCAGAGUCUCAUGGGGAAGAGGAGGAUGAUGAAGCGGAGGAUGAGGAUGAUGAUGAUGAUGAGGAUGGAGACGAGGCAGAGGAGGUAGGAGAGGAGAAUGACAGACCGUACAACCUGAGGCAGCGCAAGACUGUACAGAGAUACGAGGCGCCACCUAUUGGUAAAGAAAAAAACAGAUUAUUUUGUGAUUUUUGCCAUCACUAAGGGCCAGUUUCCCGGCCCCAGAUUCACCAUUAAGCUUUUAGUCAAGGAGUAGUAGGCUGUAUCUGGGUCUGGGAAACUGGCCCUCUAAAUUGCCUGAAGCUUUCCUUUUCUUGCAUGAAACCAUUUCCUGGUAGUCUUUGCUUUAUACCUCUAGAGGACUGCUGCUUUUUAACAUCUUCUGUCUCUAUGAUUGCAUUCUAGAGCCCGUCAACAGAAAACAAACCAAUCCCUCACUGUUUGACACCCACAGAUCCCCAGCUAGGAGAAGCCAUAUACGGUUGGUCUUGUACCCAGCGUGAACAAUUAUUUAUAAGAAAAACACUGCUUACCUAUACAUUAACAUGGUGUAAUAUGGAGCGAUCUGUCUUUUUUCUCCCCCCCUCCCGUGGUCCAGAGUGAAGAAGCAUGCUAUCCACAGUAGCGACACCACGUCGUCGUCUGACGAGGACAGAUUCGAGAGGAGGAAAAGCAAGAGCAUGAACCGGGCCAGGAACAGGUGAAUACCUCUCCUCCUUUUUCUCUGUCACUCACCUAGUGGAUUUUGAUAUACCAUACAAUGCAUACAUGUAUUUUCACUAGUUCACAGCACUUUCCAUUCACCACCCAUAAUGUAUGUACAUAUGGUGGUGAUACAUAGGGUUGUGGCGGUCUUAAAAUUUUGUCAGCCGGUUAUCGUCAUGCAAAAGACUGCCCGUCUCACAGUAAUUGACCGUUAAUUAAAAUAAACUCUCCAGGCCAAUUUAAUAUACACCAUCACUAUAAAUGCAUAAAUUAUUUUAGUCAGGUCUAAAGAAACAUUAUGAUAUGAAGAAAAUGUAUUUCAGAAGAACAGAAUAUGAGUUGGCUUACUGUAUGUUAUCUGGCUAUGCUCCAUGCCAUAGGCUAUAGGCUUGUUAAUUUAGCUGAUAAGAUAUGCUUAAGUCCCGUGCCAUAUUUUUUUGGUAAGAAGAAUAUAAUUGAACUUAGCUGUAAAAAAUAUAAUGUUAUUUUUCCUGUUACGGUGCGAGUAUGACAUGGCUAUAUUGAGCGUAAAAGCGAUCACUUGAAACGGGUCCUAUAUGCUAGAUUUAGAGUUAUUUGGCAACUUUAGUUGUGAAUGAUACACACCUUAGAAUGUCUUAGAAAUCAAAACAUAUAUGAGCUGCAUGGUGCGACUCGGAUAUCGAUGAUUUGGGAAAGAAGCAGAAAAAAGCUUGCACUCUGUUCCUUGCCUCAGGCUGCACAGCUGUUCUCUCAUCAAGUGAUUUUCACCCAUCAGACUAUUCUCAAUGUAAUCUUGUCUUUACUAAUAUGUCAAAUGAGUUUCGAUUUAGAAUGGGCCAUUAUCAAAUGGGCAGGGGAAAAAAUACAUGUUGUCUGUAUGCACUCGAAUAGGCAAUGGAGGCCGCGAGCUUUCCCGCCGGUCCGUUUUUAUAGGCUACUUACUUCUGUUUUAUAGCGGAGCAUGUGCUUCAUAUGAGCAGCUGAGAAAUAAAUACAUAAACACUUAUUUCAAUCCACGCGUCAACCAUUGUUUGAGGAGCAUGCUCUCGCUGCCUGAUAUGUUAUAUUUCACCCAAACUCUGUAUGCCAUGGGCUCUCCAACCUUGUUCCUGCAGCCACCCAGUGCUUAAUUUGGGAAACCAAGUGAAAUCUGUUUGGGAACAUCAAUAGUAACAUGUUUUCGCAACGAAACACAUUUCACUAAAUUUGUUGAAAGCCCGUCUGCGUGCUCGAGAAAGGAAUAAAGGAGAGAGGGGAGAUGGAAGCGCAUGGUGGUGAGAUAUUCUGUAUAGCUAAAGGUAAUGUCACUCAAUUAUGGGGGAGAAAAAAAUUAAAUAAAUAUUACUAGGUUAUUCAAAAUCAAAUACAAAUGCACUAAUUGUAGGCUACCUGUAAGCCGCCCUACACAAUCAAUGAACCAACAGCAUCGCCUAUGGCUAUACAUUCUCUCCCAGACUCAUGGAUAUACAUUUUGGAGCGUAGCAUAAGGUAACCAGUCCAUCCAGUAUGCAUAAUAAUACAAUCCACACUCCAAGGCUAGACUAAUGAUGUACCAAAGACCUCUUAAAUCAGUUUUGUUGUAUGUUUUUCUGCCAUGCAUAAUAUGCAGUAGGCUAUGUAUUGGGACUCCUGUAGUUCCGUUGGUAGAGCAUGGCGCUUGCAACGCCAGGGUUGUGGGUUCGAUUCCCACGGGGGGCCAGUAUGAAAAAUUUAUGCACUCACUAACUGUAAGUCGCUCUGGAUAAGAGCGUCUGCUAAAUGACUAAAAUGUAUUGUAUAAUGGCACAAUCAUCAUUUUAAUUCAGUUUUGUAUUUUUUUCGGGCUUGGACUCAUAAGCAUAUGGGUGUUUUAGAAUGAAUCUUCACCUUAGAAAGCGGUGUCCAUUUUGUUGACACUGUUUCAACCUGCUGUUGAACUUAUUUUUUCAAAUUGAUCAUCACAGUGAGGUGAGUUUUGAAAGUAUGAUUGCUGUUUUGAUGAUAAGUGUUUGACGUGAUUUUCAAAUAUAUUAGCACUUUUCUUUAAAGUGACGACAUAAUGUGAUUAUGCAUGUAAUGCUUUAUUUUAAAGCUGCAUUUUUAUGGUGAAAAUGAUCUUCCCCAAACUUGAAACUCACCCGCAGCCUAUGCAUGGCAGUUAGGCUCUACACCGGUUAUAAAGCGGAUUAAUGUGCUUCAUUUUAAGAAGUUAUUUGGCACUUCAGUUGUAAUACAAACCUUAUCAAAACAUUUAAGUCUAUGGGCUAGACUAUAUGAGGUGUGCUACUAUGAUUUGAAGAAGUCGCAAAAAAAGGCAAGCUGUUUCUUGCCUUACUGCACAAGCUGGACAUCAUUCACAAGUGAUAAUAUAUAAUCCACAAGUGAUAGUAUUGUCACCCAUCAAACUAUUCUUAAUUUAGUGUUGUCUUUACAGAGUGCAUUCGGAAAGUAUUCAGACCCCUUGAAUUAUUCCACAAUUUGUUACGUUACAGCCUUAUUCUAAAAUGGAUUAAAUAAAUAAAACAUCCUCAUCAAUCUACACACAAUUACCCUAUAAUGACAAAGCGAAAACAAGUUUUUAGAUUUAUUUUAGGAUUGUGUCGAGGCACAGAUCUGGGGAAGGGUAGCAAAAAAUUUAUGCAGCAAGAACACAGUGGCCUCCAUCAUUCUUAAAUGGAAGAAGUUUGGAACCACCAAGACUCUUCCGCCAGGCCAAACUGAGCAAUCAGUGGAGAUGGGAGAACCUUCCAGAAGGACAACCAUCUCUGCAGCACUCCACCAAUCAGGCCUUUAUGGUAGAGUGGCCAGACGGAAGCCACUCCUCAGUAAAAGGCACAUGACAGCCCAUUUUGAGUUUGCCAAAAGGCACCUAAAGGACUCUGACCAUGAGAAACAAGAUUCUCUGGUCUGAUGAAACCAAGAUUGAACUCUUUGUCCUGAAUGCCAAGCAUCACAUCUGGAGGAAACCUGGCACCAUCCCUACAGUGAAGCAUGGUGGUGGCAGCAUCAUGCUGUGGGGAUGUUUUGCAGCGGCAGGAACUGGGAGACUAGUCAGGAUCGAGGGAAUGAUGAACGGAGCAAAGUACAUAGAGAUCCUUGAUGAAAACCUGCUCCAUAGCCCUCAGGACCUUAGACUGGGGUGAAGGUUCACCUUCCAACAGGUCAACAACCCUAAGCACACAGCCAAGACAACGCAGGAGUGUCCUUCGGGACAAGUCUCUGAAUGUCCUUGAGUGGCCCAGCCAGAGCCCGGACUUGAACCCAAUCGAACAUCUCUGGAGAGACCUGAAAAUAGCUGUGCAGCGACCCUACCCAUCCAACCUGACAGAGCUUGAAAGAAUCUGUAGAGAAGAAUUUGAGAAACUCCCCAAAUAAAGGUGUGACAAGCUUGUAGUGUCAUACCCAAUAAGAAAAAAAGACGUAUCAUCUAUGCACUUAAAUAACGAAGGGAGGACGCUUUUCCCGUGGUUCAUUUUCAGCCACGUAGGCUUAUACUCCUGUUGUAAAGUGACGCAAUGUGCUUAAUAUUAGGAAAGUUGAUUAGCCUAUAGAAAGCUUAUAGGAUCCUCCUUUUCUCACGCAAUUGCAUAGCCUAUAGAAAUGUUGCGCAACAUGAAGCUCAUGGACGCUCAUGAAGUCUUUUGAUUAGAUUUUCGAUUACAUUUGCAUUAAUGUCAGUGAUUAGAGGGACAAUAGAGUGCUGAGUACCAGGCAGUUUGCAAGUUUGGUAGGCUACUAAUGACCAUCAGCAGCAUCAGAGCUUGGAGGACCCUAAUUACCGUGACUAAACCGUCACAUGAAAUUUGACUGCAAUCAUGACUUGUGACUGUUGGUGUGGUGGAAAUACGAUCACCACAACAGCCCUAGUGAUACACUGCAGCCGUUAUGCACCAGAAAGCUCACAGCAAUAAUAAUAUGCCAUUUAGCAGACACUUUUAUCCAAAGCGACUUAGUCAUGCGUGCAUGCAUUUUACAUAUGGGCGGUCCCGGGAAUUGAACACACUACCCUGGCGUAACAAGCACCAUGCUCGACUCACUGAGCUACAAAGGACCACAGCACAUCGACUGUCUGUCACCGGUCUAUCAGUGUUGAGCUGCAGAUAUAUCUGGAAGCACAGUGCUAACACUUGCUAUUUGUAAAGGUGUCUGCCUAUGAACUUGAGAGCAGAGGACCUGGCCAGUGGGGUGCUGAGGGACAGGGCCAAGGUGGGAGCUAGCCUCGCUGACGUGGACCCCAUGAAUCUGGACACCUCAGUGAAGUUUGACAGCGUAGGAGGGCUGUCCAACCACAUCCAGUCCCUGAAGGAGAUGGUGGUCUUCCCACUCCUCUACCCAGAGGUCUUCGAGAGGUUCAAGAUACAGCCACCAAGGUAAAGAGCAAAGCCACCUGGAAACUCGCAUGUAUUCAUGUUCAGACAUAUCAAGCAUGUAUCCUUCUUUGUUUGCAAUUUAUAACUGUUAUUUAAUUUCAAGACAGAUGAGGAAAAACUGAAUGGUUACAAUGUGUAGUUCCUCGGUCAAUAAAAGUGAGACUUGUUAUUUACCUGUCUCUCUGUCUCUCUCUGCCCCCCUCCUCUCCUACAGAGGGUGUCUGUUCUACGGCCCACCAGGUACAGGGAAGACCCUAGUAGCGCGGGCUUUGGCCAACGAGUGUAGUCAAGGUGACAAGAAAGUGUCUUUCUUCAUGAGGAAGGGCGCUGACUGCCUCAGCAAGUGGGUCGGCGAAUCAGAACGACAGCUACGCCUGCUCUUCGACCAGGUGAGCAUGAGCCAAGGCUUAUCAGUUGGACAGCGUCAUGGACUUUAUUUAGUGAAUUCCCUGUGUGUGUUUGUAGUGUGCUUACUUGGACCAGUUGCCAUCCGGAACACUGUCUUUUUAGGCUAGCUGAUGCACCUGUAGUCCAAAGUAGAGGUGUUCAGUUGGACCUGUUCCGAAAUGGACCUGGGGCUUUCCCACCCGGACCCGAAAUGCAUAAAUUAAUUCAAAAAAAUAUAGAGACCCGUGAGCGAGUGACACAGGCAGGAGGGAGAGAUGGCAACCAACCAAGCCGACUCGAACUAUAGUAGACUAAUGCUGCCACAGCUAGGUUAUUUAUAAUCAAAUAUGAGUAAGUAGUACCUGUCUUGACUGCAUCAAACCUGGAGAAGCUAGUUAAGCUAGCUAACGUUAGCUAGCUAGGCUAACUGAGGCUGCAGUGCAUGCGCUUUCUCAUCUUACAGUUACAAAUAACAACAACCCCAUUCAGAAUAUAAAGUAGCAGACUACCUGUUGGCUCUUUGGUCGUUUGAAAUCCUUCUCCUUUAACAUUUAAUUUCGUAAUUUUAAUUCCAUCCAUUGAUUAGAUACACUACAUGACCAAAAGUAUGUGGACACCUGCUCGUCGAACAUCUCAUUCCAAAAUCAUGGGCAUUAAUAUGGAGUUGGUCCCCCCUUUGCUGCUAUAACAGCCUCCACUGUUCUGGAAAGGCUUUCCAUUAGAUGUUGGAACAUUGCUGCGGGGACUUGCUUCCAUUCAGCCACGAGCGUUCGUGAGGUCGGGCACUGAUGUUGGGCGAUUAGACCUGGCUCGCAGUCGACGUUCCAGUUAAUCGCCAAGGUGUUCAAUGGGGUUGAGGUCAGGGCUCUGUGCAGGCCAGUCAAGUUCUUCCACACCGAUCUCGACAAACCAUUUCUGUAUGGACCUCGCUUUGUGCACGGGGGCAUUGUCAUGCUGAAACAGGAAAGGACCUUCCCCAAACUGUUGGCACAAUGUUGGAAGCACAGAAUGUCAUUAUAUGCAGUAGCGUUAAGAAUCUCCUUCACUGGAACCAAGGGGCCUAGACCGAACCAUGAAAAACAGCCCCAGACCAUUAUUCCUCCACCACCAAAGUUUACAGUUGGCACUAUGCAUUGGGGGAGGUAGCGUUUUCCUGGCAUCCGCCAAACCCAGAUUUGUCCGUCAGACUGUCAGAUGGUGAAACGGGAUUCAUCACUCCAGAGAAAACGUUUCCAUUGCUCCAGAGUCCAAUGGGGGCGAGCUUUACACUACUCCAGCCGACGCUUGGCAUUACGCAUGGUGAUCUUAGGCUUGUGUGCUGCUGCUCGGCCAUGAAAACCCGUUUCAUGAAGCUCCGGACUAACAGUUAUUUUGCUGACGUUGCUUCCAGAGGCAGUUUGGAACUCGGUAGUGAGUGUGGCAACCGAGGACAGACGAUUCUGUGAGCUUGUGUGGCCUACCACUUCGCAGCUGAGCCGUUGUUGCUCCUAGAUGUUUCCACUUCACAAUAACAGCACUUACAGUUGACUGGGGCAGCUCUUGUUGGAAAGGUGGCAUCUUAUGACGAUGCCAUGUUGAAAGUCACUGAGCUCUUUAGUAAGGCCAUUCUGCUGCCAAUGUUUGUCUAUGGAGAUUGCACGUCUGCGUGCUUGAUUUUAUACACCUGUCAGCAACGUGUGUAGCUGAUUAGAGCCAAACCCACUAAUUUCAAGGGGUGUCUUCAUACUUUUGUAUGUAUAGUGUUUCGCCUAACUUUUGCCACACACGGAGCGAGGCUCUAUGACUGUAGCCUAUUGCCGCUUUGAUGAUUGGCCAACAACAAGCUGCACGCGCCACGCUCUACUCACGUGAAAAGCAAGAGCAGCAGCAUAAAUGAUACAAUUUCUCUCUAUCUAUCUAUCUUAUCUUAUCUAUCUUAUCUAUCUUAUCUUAUCUAUCUCCACUGCAGCAGUCGUGUUCUGAUCUGUAUGGGCCCUUCCAGACAAGUCAGUUAGAAUUACACAUACCCGUGACAUUAUUUAGAAUUCUGGAUCUGGACCCACUUGGGUCCCGGAUCGGGUCUUGUGUAUUCGGGUACAGAUGGAUCCGUAAAGACCUCUAGUCCAGAGUGUUCUUACCUUGUGAGAGUUGUUAGACUUUGUUAACUCAAAAUGAUACAACGACUAGAUUCCAGUUUAACAAUGUUAACUUCACCGUAUUUCCACAGUACAUAGUUGCCAUUGCACUCAGGCCAGGUCCAUCCACAGUGAGACACUGCACAGGCGUACUAAUAGGAGUGAUAGCACCGUACUAACAGAAAUAUAGGGAUACUUAACAUUCACUUAAUAGACAUGAUAAUUGUGUGACGGUUGUGUGUUCCUCUCUCUACUAGGCAUACCUGAUGAGGCCCUCCAUAAUCUUCUUUGAUGAGAUAGACGGGCUGGCCCCAGUGCGCUCCAGCAGACAGGACCAGAUACACAGGUACUAUAUGAAGCAGGAGUAGCAGUUUGGUUUAGACAUCUCCAUUUGGUGAUGGUUUCUGAUACUCAAAGGUAGUGAUCAGUUUUUACUAUGGUUUGACCAUACUCACUCUCUUCCCUCUCUCCCUCACUAUCACGCUCUCCUUUCCUCCUCCAGCUCCAUAGUGUCCACUCUGCUGGCGUUGAUGGACGGCCUGGACAGCCGAGGGGAAAUGGUGGUGAUCGGUGCUACCAAUAGACUGGACUCCAUAGACCCUGCUCUACGGAGGCCUGGACGCUUUGACAGGGAGUUCCUCUUCAACCUGCCUGACAAGAAGGUGAGGGAGUGGGGAAGUGACCAACUUCAACACACCUGCCAAUAGGAAUCAUGUAUAGGAUUAUGGCACAAUUAAUGCAUUAUGUUGGUACUGUGUUGAUACUGUAAUCCCAAUAAUUUAAAGUAUGUCUGUGGCUGGCAUAGUAUGCUUUUGAAGUUUUAUCCUUGUUUAGGAUAAACAAGGAUGACACUCUCUGUGUGUGUGUGUGUGUGUACUCCACACAUUAGUCCCAGCUUAGUGUUUUUCUGUGUCUGUCCCAGACCAGCAGUGUGUGUGUGUGAGACUGUGUCUGUCCCAGCCCAGCAGUGUGUGAGACUGUGUCUGUCCCAGCCCAGCAGUGUGUGUGUGAGACUGUGUCUGUCCCAGCCCAGCAGUGUGUGAGACUGUGUCUGUCCCAGCCCAGCGGUGCAUAGCAAUCAGUCAACCUCCUCAGCAGAGAGACACACACACUAGGGUUGGGCGAUAUUACGACAAUGAUUGACGACAUCGUGACGGGAUAGACAAUGGUUUAGCCUACUUGAACUUGACUGGCGCCCUGCAGUAAAGAACGGAGUCUCGCAGGGCAGCACAGCAGGGCAGCACACAAGUGACAUUGAGUCAUUUAUUUGCCUAUUACCAUUUGCUAUAGCCUAUUUCAAUAAAUGUGUGAUACAGAACGCAGGAGAGGAAUGUAGGUCAGACAGAGUGGAGAAUUCCACCAAAGCAGUGUCCAGUCAGAAAAUAUUGUUUCUCUCCAUCUCUGUCGGAUGCAUGGGCAUUAGGCUAGAGCUUAAACCUAUUAAAAAUAUAUAUAUAUAACGUACACUCCUUAACUAUCUUGUGUUUAGCUUCUUUUUUUAUUUUUACCAAGCCUAUAUUACCUUCUCUCUCCGUUCGAUAGGCUAUGAAUAUCACUGAAGGCUACACUCUCUGUUCGAUAGGCUAUGAAUAUCACUGAAGGCUACACUCUCCGUUCGAUAGGCUAUGAAUAUCACUGAAGGCUACACUCUCCGUUCGAUAGGCUAUGAAUAUCACUGAAGGCUACACUCUCCGUUCGAUAGGCUAUGAAUAUCACUGAAGGCUACACUUCAUCAUUUUAUGUAUGGAUUUCUCCUGGUCAAACAAUGAAUCUCAAAGUUAUUUGAAGCCUAAGACUGUAAGGUAGCCAGGAGACUAAUAAUGAGAGACAAUAAAUAAAAUCUAAUGACAAGUUUAAUCUUAUUAAGAAAGAUGUGAUCAUGCGGGCUGGGAAAAUCCCUCCAUGCGAGGUUGAAAACCAAAUGGCCAAUAACCCGUCCUCAUUCCUCCUACUGGCCUUAUCAUACAAGCUUUAAGACAAGUUGAAGUUAUGAACAGUAGCUUAUUUCCCAAAUAUUCUAGCCUAUGAAGGUGUUGUCCUGAAGUUGUGGCUUACAAGAAUGAAAGUCUAUACAGCCUAGGCAUAGGCUAUUCUCAAUCACAGCUUUAUGAUGAUAGAACAAACAAUAUUAUUUAUUUGUCUGUUAUUUUGAGGCAAACAAAGCAAUUAUUAUCCAGUUGUGAAGACUAGACUGCUUCUAUCCAGCCCGUGAUGUCACUACGGUAAGACGGCCCGUUCCUCACUGCUCCAUCACAGCGCGCCACACACACAAACCUGCUCCAUGCUGAAGCCCGUCCACCAGAAAGGACUAUUAGAAAAAUAUUUGCCCGCACUUACCCUCUGCCCAGGCUUUCAACAACAGUAUCUUUCGUCAUGAUUCGUCCAGUUUCAUUCAAUUACGCCCUAUAGCCCAUCUGUCGUUUUAGUAGAGUUUCAAAAAUAGGGUUGGCCAAUAGGGGGCGAUAACAUCACAAUGUUUUAUGGUUACAUAAUCACAAUAGGGUUGGGCGAUGUCAACCUUUUGCGCGCACACACACACACACACACACACACACACAGAGGGAGACAGCCGGCAGAGAGAGAUUUUGGUGACCAAAAACCCACUGGUGUGAGCAGGGUCGUUUUAUUUAUUUAUUAAACAUUUCUCUCUCCCUUUAUUUCUCUCUCCUUCUUUCUGUCUUUCUCUUUCUUCGUCUUUUUCUCUCUGUCCCUAGGCCCGAAGGCAAAUCCUUGAGAUCCACACUCGGGACUGGAACCCCAGACUGGCUGAGCAGUUUGUGGACGAGCUGGCCGAGAAAUGUGUCGGUAAGAGAGACUGACUUAUAUUUACUUACAUUUAUUAACGUUUACAACUUUAACUUUAUGUUUAGUCUACUUCCUUUUCUGUUCAUUCAUUUAACCCGUCCACUCCCUUGCUCCAGGUUACUGCGGAGCCGACAUCAAAGCACUUUGCACAGAGGCGGCCCUGGUGGCACUGCGCCGGCGAUACCCCCAGAUCUAUGGCAGCAGUGUUAAGCUGCAGCUGGAUGUCAGGUAACCAUGGAGAGGAGGAGAAGUCCGUAUUAAUAGACAGGAAUCCAUCAUCUUGUCUGUAUGGGGCGAAUCCUAACUUCCACUUAAGUUUAAUUUCCAUGUAGCCUCCCAUUGACAUCAAAGCAUGGUUAAUACAACGUUUGACUGAAGUGGAAGUUAGAAUUGUCCCCUAACUCUUUAUAAUCUGCUGACACUGAAUUUAUAUUCUGGAUCAAGUAUUGAUUUAUUGAUCUAUCUGUCUCUAUCAGUACCAUCGUGCUAGGGCCUGGGGACUUCAGCCGCGCCCUGCGUACCAUCGUCCCAGCCUCCCAGAGAGCCCAGGCCCCUCCAGGCCGAGCCCUGGCCCCCAACAUACGCCCCCUACUGGCCAACACACUGGCCACAGUGCUGGAGGUCCUGCUCCGAGUCUUCCCCCAUGCAGAAUCACAGCACAGGGAGAGUAGAGGAGGUACGGGAUUGCUCUUUCUGUCCAUCUGUCUCUUUUUGCCUCCUCUUUUUCCCCUCUCUCUUCCUCUCCUCUUCUCUUCUCUUCUCUUCUCUUUUUCUCUCUCUCUCACACCCCAUAUCUGCUGGGAGUUGUACUGUCUCUCAUGCUUAUUUAAUAACUUCCAUUUAGCACUCCACAGUCCUCCCUAAUAAACCAUGAUGUCUCUACUAAUAAGACCAGAGCUUUCUCAAUUUUUUUUCCCCCUUGCUGGAGCAAUUUCUGCUCAAGGGGCUGUUAAUAUAAGUUAUUUUAAAUUGUAAGGACUUGAACAUAUUUUUGUAGACAUAUUAUAAAACUUCACAUCCGGCUUCUUCACCUGCGGGGUCGUCUGAGACCAGCCACCCGGACAGCUGAUGAGGGUUUGCACCACCAAAGGAUUUCUGCACAAACGGUCAGAAACCGUCUUAGGGAAGCUCAUCUGCGUGCUCGUUGUCCUCACCAGGGUCUUGACCUGACUGCAGUUCGGCGUCUUAACGGACUUCAGUGGGCGAAUGCUCACCUUCGAUGGCCACUAGCACGCUGGAGAAUUGUGCUCUUCAUGGAUGAAUCCCGGUUUCAACUGUACCGGGAAGAUGGCAGACGGCGUCUAUGGCGUAGUGUGGGCGAGCGGUUUGCUGAUGUCAACAUUGUGAACAGAGUCCCCCAUGGUGGCGGUGGGAUUAUGGUAUGGGCAGGCAUAAGCUACGGACAAUGAACACAAUUGCAUUUUAUUGUUGACAAUUUGAAUGCACAGAGAUACCGUGACGAGAUCCUGAGGCCCUUUAUGAUAACGCAUAGCACCAUGUCGCAAGGAUCUGUACACAAUUCCUUGAAGCUGAAAAUGUCCCAGUUCUUCCAUGGCCUGCAUACUCACCAGACAUGUCACCCAUUGAGCAUGUUUGGGAUUCUCUGGAUCGACGUGUACGACAACAUGUUCCAGUUCCCGACAAUAUCCAGCAACUAAGCACAGCCAUUGAAGAGGAGUGGGACAACAUUCCACAGGCCUCAAUCAACAGCCUGAUCAACUCUAUGCGAAGGAGAUUUUCACGCUGCUUGAGGGCAAAUCAGAUACUGACUGGUUUUCUGAUCCACGCCCCAACUUUUUUUAAAAGUAUUUGUGACCAACAGAUGCAUAUCUGUAUUUCCAGUCAUGUGAAAUCCAUAGAUUAGGGCCUAAUUUAUGUAUUUCAAUUGACUGAUUUCCUUUAAAUGAACUGUAACUCAGUAAAAAUCUUUGAAAUUGUAGCAUGUUGCGUUUAUUUUUGUUCAGUGUCAAUCCAACAUCUGAGUUUUGAUGUCAGUUUUAUUUCUAGGCGGCACACACAGUUUGUCUGACAGUAUUUCCUCCUGUCCUUCCUUCCUUCCUACUAGACGUUGACAAUCAUCUGCUAGAGGAGGAGUUCAGUGAAGACGAGACAGACGUAGCAGCUCCCUCCAUCUACAACCUACAGCCUGGAUCCCCAAAGACACACACACACCCCUCCUCUACUGCACACACACCCUUCCUACACUUCACCACGUGAGUCUGACUGCAGAACACACCUAGCCUCUACCCAUAGACACACACACCCAACUGUAUCAUGGCAUUUUAUUGCCACCUUGUGGCCACAAGUAGAAUGACAGGAGUUAAGUCGAAGUUAAACCAUUAGUCAUCCUUCAGUCCUGUCAUCAAUACAGGAGAGGGAAGAGAAAUGUUCUCUAUUAGAUUCACAUCAAUCUAGGAGGAACCUUAUCUGCUAUAGAUGGCUAAUAUGUUUAAAUAUUAUGAAAUAUGAUUAUGGACAUUAUAGUCCUCUAACAGUUUUAUCAAUCAACUGGAGACUGAUAGCCUAUUUGGUAAUGUAAGGACACAUUUAAAAGAUAGAAGCUGAUUAUCCCUCUCUUCUCCUCCCUCCAGAUCAGCUCUCCAUCAGCCCACGUCGUACCGGCCUCGACUGCUGCUGGCGGGUCCCCCCGGCUUGGGACAGGGUUCUCACCUGGCCCCUGCUGUGCUACACCACCUGGACAAG
Coregonus sp. 'balchen' is the source of this 16031-nucleotide messenger RNA. The record is from the annotation of a GenBank genome assembly. NCBI's taxonomy places the organism in Eukaryota, Metazoa, Chordata, Actinopteri, Salmoniformes, Salmonidae.